UCCAUCACACACACGAUAUUCUUGACAGCGGCAAUUAUUAUUUUAUCGCUCUGGGCGAAGGACGACUCAAACACACUCUCCUAACAUCAUCUUGCUUCUGUUGUGAUUUAACGUGAAUCUACACUUUGCAGGGAGUCUACAAUAAUAUUUCCCCCAAACUUUGGGGCUAGCUGAGUGAGCAAUUCCAUCAACAGGUUUCAACGUGCUGUAAAACUUAAAGCUGCAACGAUGAUCACCAGGAUGCCAAGAGCUGAAAAUACCUAAGGACUUCCUGAUUCAGACUAUGAUAGAUCGUAAGAUAUCAGUGGAAUCUGCGACUAGCUCAAUGGCAGCCAGGCUUCAGGAGUUUUAUGAGACCCUUGCGAGCCCUACAGAUCACUGGGAGCUUCUUGAGGCCAUUGGGGAGGGUACAUAUGGGGGUGUCUUCAAGGUGCGCAACCUGGAGACUGGAGAAUAUGCCGCUGCCAAACUUAUGGACGCUGUGACAGAAAUGGAGGAGGAGAUAGAGUCGGAGUACCAGAUCUUAAAGAAUUGUUGCAAUCAUCACAACUUGCCGCAAUUCUAUGGAGCGUAUUACAAGGUCAUGCCGGGUACCAAGCACAAUCAGAUUUGGCUGGUGAUCGAGCUUUGUGAGGCUGGUGCUGUGACUGAUCUCAUUCGUGGAAUGCUUGAAGGACAUGAGAAACCAGACGAGACUUUCAUUGCUUAUAUACUGAGGGAAACAUUACAGGCCCUCAGUCAUCUGCAUGGUCAUCAUGUCAUGCACCGAGAUGUCAAAGGUCAUAAUGUUCUCAUGACCUCAGAUGCACGUAUUAAGCUGAUUGACUUUGGAGUAUCCGCAGUAUUAAAGGGAAGAAGUAAGAGGAACACAUCGGUUGGUACCCCGUACUGGAUGGCGCCCGAGGUGAUCGCUUGUGGCCAGCAACUUGAAUGCUACUACGGAAUCAAGAGUGACAUUUGGUCCCUCGGCAUCACUGCAAUAGAAUUGGCUGAUGGUGAGCCACCGCUGAAAAAUCUUCAUCCAAUGAGAGCUCUUAUGAAAAUACCAAGGAACAAGCCACCAACAUUACAACACCCCUCUGAAUGGUCACAAGAGUACAAUGACUUUGUUGCAAGGUGUCUUGUCAAGGACAGCGAGCAACGAGCAGACACCGUGGAGCUUCUUGCCCAUCGUUUUCUCGUCAAGGUGCCCACGGAUGUCUCCAUAGUUAGAUCUCAACUCACCAGCCUCAUUGGAAUGUACACAGAGAUAGACGGCCCUUCCCAUGUAGCGGAAGUCACAACAAAGCAUGGUAAACUAAACCCUGUCCGGACACGUGGCCUUCACAAAUCGAGUCGGAAAACACCGGACAUGGUGAACGACCUGGCUCAGCUGGAAAAUCUUACGCAGGACUUUAUUGUGCAGCAUCUGUACAGUAGAUUCAUGAAGGGACAGAUCUAUACUUUCAUUGGAGACAUCUUGAUCGCUGUGAAUCCAUAUGCUCAGCUCGCCAUUUAUGAUCAAAGUUUUUCUGAGCUGUACCGGCAUGCAUCCAAGCAAGCCAACCCUCCUCAUAUCUUUGGCAUGGCUGAUAGUACCUACCAAGCUCUUCUGUUUCACAACCAUAAUCAGUGUUUGAUUGUGAGUGGAGAGAGUGGGGCUGGUAAGACCGAGAGUGCCAAUUUACUGGUUCAACAGCUGACGAAACUUGGGAAGGCAAUCAACAGGUCACUAGAGCAGCGUGUCUUACAGGUCAACCCGUUACUGGAGGCAUUCGGCAAUGCUCAGACCGUCAUCAACAACAACUCCAGUCGCUUCGGCAAGUUCCUGGAGUUGAAAUACACGGCUAAAGGACACGUCAUGGGAGCAGAGAUCUCGCAAUACUUGCUGGAGAAGUCAAGGGUUAUUCAGCAAGCAAAAGGAGAGCGGAACUUCCACAUCUUCUAUUACAUCCUGGCUGGUUUAGCUGAAAGUAACAAGAGCAUCACUUACCAUCUACAACUGGACAAGAGAUAUCGGUAUCUCCAUUUAGGGGACCCUACGGCUACUGGUUCAGAAGCACUUCCUGAGCUCAGACGUAGAUUUGAUGACAUCAAUAACUGUCUACAGACCAUUGGAUUCACUGAUGUGGAGAUUGGAUCGGUGUACAGCAUCUUGGCUGGUAUCGUCCAUCUUGGAGAGGUAACCUUUGAGGAGGCAGAGCAAUCCCACAGUGUCGACAAGAGUGUCAUCACAAACACCACUGAAGUACUUAAGAGUAGUGAGCUUCUAGGCAUUGAGCAGGAUGACCUAUCUGAAGCCAUCACAUCAAGCAGUGUAGUAGCCUGCGGUGAGACCAUCGUCAGGCAAAACACCAAGUACCAAGCAGAGGACAUCAGGGACGCUUUGUCCAAAGCUCUCUAUGGCAGACUCUUCAACUGGAUUGUCAAUAAGAUCAACACGCUGCUCAAACCUACGGAACAAGCAGGGGAGGACGGUCAAAGGUCGAUCUCCAUCCUCGACAUCUUCGGUUUUGAGAACUUCUCCGUCAACUCCUUUGAGCAGCUCUGUAUUAACAUCGCCAAUGAGCAGAUUCAGUUCUAUUUCAACCAGCAUAUAUUUGCUAUGGAACAGGAGGAAUACAUUACUGAAGGUAUUGAUGCUGCGGUGAUCAGUUACCAAGACAACCAGCCGUUGCUGGAUCUCUUUCUGCAAAGACCUCUUGGAAUGCUCCAUCUACUCGAUGAAGAAAGCUGGUUCCCACAGGCUACCGACCAAACACUUGUUGAGAAAUUCAAUCAGAAUAUCAACGGAGCUUACUACUGUCGUUCCCCUCAUGCCGGGGGAUUAGAUUUCGGGAUACAACACUAUGCUGGCAAGGUGAUGUAUUGCGCAGACGGUUUUCUGGCUAAGAAUAGAGACACUCUGGUCAUGGAUAUCAUCUACCUCCUUCGCUCCUCCAAGAUGCCACUAACGAGGCUCCUCUUUGAGCAACAUCUCAACAAGACGGGUAAUUUGGCAAGUACGAUGGGUCCCGUACAACGCAAGGCUCUCCAUAUGAAAGAGAAACAGCUCUGUCGUGCUAAGACAUAUGCACAAAUAUUCAAGGAGGAUUUUACAUUCGCAGGCCACGGCACUGAGCAUAAGGACGAUUCUACACCCAAGGUAAAAGAUGCCAUGCUGUAUUCCUAUAACUCUAGCACGGCUACGAGCGGGAGUAUGGCAAAGAACAGGCAGACUGUGGCAUCCUAUUUUAGGUAUUCCCUUCGAGAGCUCUUGUUCAAGAUGAUCUCCAGCCAGCCCCACUUUGUCCGAUGUAUCAAACCCAACAACGACAGGGUACCAGGCCAGUUUGACGAGGAGAAGGUACUAACGCAGCUUAAUUACACCGGUGUCCUUGAGACUACUCGCAUUAGGAGGCAGGGUUACUCGCAUCGAAUCCCCUUCCAGGAGUUUGCCAAGAGGUACAAGCAGGUAGCCUUCCCGAUGACCAAUGAGGUGGAGUUGACCUCAAGUACAUGUGAGGGCAUACUCAAAUCAUGUGACCUCACUGACUGGUUGCUAGGCAACACUAAGGUAUUCUUGAAGUAUUAUCACAUCGAGUCACUGGAUCGACUGCUUGAGAAGCGCCACCAGUUGGCGAACCUGGUUCAGGCCAUCAUUAAAGGCUGGCUAGCCAGGGCCAGAUACAAGAAGCUGCUGGCACGGAGAAAGAAUGGUGCUAUUGUCAUUCAAAAAAGGGUACGAGGCUGGGUUGCCAAGAAGAGAUAUAAUGAGGUCAAGCUGAGACGAUUAAAGGCAGCCAUCAUGCUACAAAGAGGUUUAAGGAGGCACUUGAGACAUGUGAGGAAACGGAAGGAGCUCGCUGAGAAACAGGAGAAGUCGGCAGUCUCCAUCCAGGCUUGGUACCGAGGCGGCAAGACGAGACAGAAACUAGGAGAGGAGAGGAAGUACAUAAAGAACGUUGUGAGGUCACAAGCAGAUUUGUUGACGGCAUCGUCAGAUGCACUUAGAAAUACACUGGAGACAUCUGGAGAUGCUGUGACCUUGAAGACUGAUACAAGAGCAACCUCCUCAGGAGACGACGGGACAAGAGGGGAAGCUUCUUCCGAUGUCCCAGAGGUAUCAGGCAAGAGUACGGAUUCAUCGUCGUCCCCGUGCCGUGAAAUCUGUGAGCAUCCUGCGGUGAAUUGUCCAGCGGUCGUUGAUGAGGAGACUCCCGACAGAGACUCCUCAGAGAUCUUAAUGGCCGCUGCUGAUGGAACGGAUAAGAGACACUCAGAGAUGCCCAGUCAGACGCAGGGUUCCCCAGGGGGCAGUGCUGGGUCCUCUAAACACGAUUCAAUGGGGAAUAAUGUGCACUUGGAUGCCCACUCACAAGGCGAUUUAGAAGAGAAUAGACACCACAAGAGGGAGGUACUUUCCGCUGAGCAGAGUGCGGUCAAGAUCCAAGCAGUGGCAAGAGGUUUCCUCGCGAGGCGAGAAUUCAAACGGACCAAUGAGCAGCGACAAUGGAGAGCGGCGCUUCUUAUCCAACGAUGGCUUCAAAUGUGGAAGAAACGCUCGCUGUACAGGAAGCUUCAAGGUUUCAUCUCACAACAAGAGACUUGGAGGAUAUACUUCUUUCUUCAAAUGGAAAACUACGGGGCAGGAUUUCAUCAGCUAGCAGAGAGGACUAACACUCCUAUACCCUUAGCUGAUAUUAAGUUCCAAACAGCCGUUAGGACCGGCCUAACGGAGCUCUCGGAAAGACGUCUUAAACAUAUACAAAGGUCUCAUGAUAUUAAGACGCCGUACUCACCGGAAGAUGAAGCUUACUACGACGGCUUCGGAGAUGGGAGACUAGAUCAGAAGGUGUACCGGCGGAGUGGCACACAGUCUGGAGAGUUGAAGGAAAUCAGUUCGUCCAACGACAGUGAUUAUUACAACAGAAUAGCGUCUGGUGUGGACUGUGAUUCGCUCAGUGCCGAGGUCAAGCAAGAGUCAGCGAGCAGAAGGUCGUCCCGAAAUACUGAAAAUCAUGAAAGUGAUUCCCCCGCACGGGGUUUUCUCCACGGGUUCGGUUACCAUGACACAGAUGAGAUUGUGGUAGAUAGUCCACCACAUGAAGCGUCUCACCUACAAUGGAAACAGCAAUCCCCAAGGCAUGGAGCAUCAAAUCAUGUAGAUAUGAAUGCAAAUCCAACAGACAGGGUGAAGUUUUCAUCAUCUCAACAAUCCAAUGGUGGAGAUUCCCUAAGCACUGGCAGCGUACACAGAAUGUUUGGUCAUGAGAGUGACGACACAGAGCACCACAACGAUAAUGAACAUGUGAGGUCAGUAAAGCUGAAUCAGCCACAGCAGCAGGAGGCGCAGUCUAGUAUCCAGCAUCACGCAUAUCCCACCCAGCACAGACAGUCACCCCAGAAACCUCCUACUAACAUGCACCCGCUCUUACAUGCUAAAGAGAAAGAGUUGAGUAAGCACCCUCGGUAUAACCCGCAGCAGCAACCAGCGCACCAGCAACCAGCGCAGCAGUUACCAGCGCAACAGCAACCAGCGCACCAGCAACCAGCGCAUUGGCGACCAGUGCAUUGGCAACCAAUGCAGCUACCAAACCCAGCACAGCGGCAACCAGCGCGGCAAUUUCCAAACCCAGCGCAGCAGCCAAAAGAAGCACAGCAGCAACCGGUGCAACAGCAACCAGUGCAACAGCAACCAGUGCAGCAGUUACCAAACCUAGCAAACCUUGUGCAGCUACCAAACCUAGUGCAGCAGCAACCAGUGCAGCAGCUAGCGCAGCAGCAACCAGCGCAGCAAUUUCCAAACCCAGCACAGCAGCAUUUAGCGCAGCAGCCAAAAGAAGCACAGCAGCAACCGGUGCAACAGCAACCAGCGCAACAGCAACCAGUGCAGCAGUUACCAAACCUAGCAAACCCUGUGCAGCCGACAAAUCCAGCGCACCAGCAACCAGCGCAGCAGCAACUUCCAAACCCAGCACAGCAGCAAUCAGCGCAGCCGCCAAAACCUGCGCAGCAGCAACCUGCCCGGCAGCAACCAGCGCUGCAGCAACCCAACCCAUCACAGCAGCAACUGACUAACACACACCAGCAGGAGAACCAGAUAGACACCAAGUUACUGCAGCAAAAACAGCAACAGCAACUGCAGGAGAAAACACAAGUGACUGAUAGUGCACAGCCAGUCUUUAUCAAUGGUAACGCUAGCAAUAACACAGUCAGUGACCCUAAGAAUUCCUUGGUAAACAGCCAAAAUUCCCUGAGGACUAAACUCGUGUCAUUUGCCGAGGAUGAAGACAAAAGCAGUGACAAGGAGCAGAAAAACAAAAUAACUUCAACAGGACAGAGCAAGCGUAAGGAAAUCCUUGUGUCCAAUGAUGGCACAUUUGAUGUCAAAGUGUUGCUCCGCAAGUCAACCCAGAGAGCUAUCCUGAUGUCUUGAAAUCCUUCAAAUGGAAAAGGAGCAUCGAACUGUCGAUCCUUUGAACCCAAAACCAGUUGGGAUUCGAACCCACAACCUUUGGGAUUCAAACUCACAGGCUUUGAGGAUUUCAAAUAGCAAUCAGUGGGAUUCAAACCUACAGCUGAAAGGAUUUUGACCCACAACCCUUGAUGAUUCAAUCAAAACUUUUUGGAAUAUGAAACAGCAAUCUUUAGGGAUUCGAACCCCAACCGUUGUGAUCUGAACCCACAGGCUUUGAGGAUUUAAAACUGCAAUCAGUGUGAUUCGAACCUACAGCUUAUUGGAUUUUGACCCACAGUCUUUUCUGAUUCAAUCACAACCUUUUGGAAAAAUAUGAAACAGCAAUCUUUAAGGAUUCGAACUCACAACCUUAGGGAUUCAAAACCACAGGCUUUGAGGAUUUGAACUGCAAUCAGUGGGAUUUGAACCUACAGCUGAAAGGAUUUUGACCCACCUUAGGGAUUCGAACCCACAGGCUUUGAAGAUAUGAACCAGCAACUUACAGGGAAUCGAGCCAACAAACUUAAAAUAGCAGUAGUUUUGAUAGCUUAAUGAUUUGAACCCUCAACCUUAAGGGCGAUGAUUCAGCAACAUAUUAUGGGUUCGAACCCAUAACCUUUGAGAAAUCAAACCCACAACAUUUAGGUAUAUUAACCAGCAAUCUUUAUGGAUUCAAACCCACAACUUUUGUGAGAUAUCAUCCAGCACCCUCUAGGGAUUCGAACCUAAAACCUUCGAGAAUUAAGAGAGCACUGGCUAAUGACCUUGCUUCACCCAUUGAGACGCAACCUGUCAUCAGAAAUACGUAGUUAAAUAACGGUUUAUGGAUUAUUGAAGUUGUUAAGAGUCUUUGCAAUAAAUUGGCUUGUUUUCUAUCAAAUCGCCUUUGACUCAAGCAAUACAAUACUCAAGUGUCAAAUCUAUGUCUCCUUCAAAAGGAGGCAUGUUAUAUUUUACUAUUCGAAAGUCAUGAAUGUUGUUUGUAUUUAUCGAGGAAGCUCACAAAGUUUGCGAUACCCGAUUUGUGAAGAUUUUCAUACUUGGGAGCAUUUUAUUACCAGUUGGCUUUGUUUUAACCAUGAUGCUGCUGUUUGGUAUUAGUAAGUGGCAUUAUUAACUUUUUACGAGUUGGGACCACAAUUUUGCAAAUCUUGUAAAGAAAUUCGUCAUGAUAAACUCGUCAUGAAAAUUAUUCACAACAAGUUCUUUGCUAAUGUCACUCCAUAGUUUUAUUUGUGCACUUUACAAAUCUAUUUAUUCACAGUUUGUUUACUGCUUUUUCGUCACAUAUAAAAACAAACGUGGGCUUUGAUAGUCAACAUGAUUGACUGCACAUCACAGUAUUCCAAAUUUAUCGUUAACAUAAACUGACUUAUGCAGAACUAGUACCCUUCGAUAAUUCAUAUAAAGGCACUGGACACGUUUGGUAAUUGUCAAAGACCAGUAUUCUCACUGGGUGUAUCCCAACAUGUGCAUAAACUAUUAAACAAACUUGAGUAUGAAUAUUUCGGCUCAAUUGGUCAUUUCAUCAAAGUUGCCAGUUAGAAAAUAAAGAAAGAAAACACCCUUGUUGCACAAAGU
Messenger RNA from Asterias rubens (European starfish), 7999 nucleotides. Its product is annotated as myosin-IIIb-like. The record is from RefSeq and is a predicted model, not a curated record. Gene Ontology annotation, biological process: protein phosphorylation. Gene Ontology annotation, molecular function: ATP binding; cytoskeletal motor activity; protein kinase activity. Lineage: Eukaryota; Metazoa; Echinodermata; Asteroidea; Forcipulatida; Asteriidae. The transcript is spliced from 39 exons. Gene Ontology annotation, cellular component: myosin complex. Bases 284 to 6397 code for a protein of 2037 amino acids.